This is a messenger RNA of Sparassis crispa, 2301 nucleotides long. RefSeq lists its product as hypothetical. NCBI's taxonomy places the organism in Eukaryota, Fungi, Basidiomycota, Agaricomycetes, Polyporales, Sparassidaceae. The coding region runs from base 1 to 2301 and encodes 766 amino acids. The record is from RefSeq and is a predicted model, not a curated record. The transcript has 4 exons.
AUGGUCUUCACUUACGCGCCCGAUUUCAUAGUAAAGAGUAUACGCAAACGCUCUAGACAAGCCGUGGAUCCAUGUCUUGGAUUCUACCCACUCAUCACCUCACCUUCGGUGGUAUACUCUCCAGUGUCACACUCCGUCAUGGCAGAGACUGCCCUUCAGAGCCAAUCUGUGUCAGAUUCCCACGGUUCUUUACCUCUUGUUCAGCCGCCCGAUGCUGCCUAUUCUCCGACGCCCAAGGUUGACCGUCUCGUGCAGGAGAUUUCUCAAGCAGAGGUCAAAACAAUGGUCACUGUGGAAGACUUCCUACGCUGGUCUUCAGAACCUGUUCUCAAGCGCUAUGGAAACAGGAAAAGAAAGUUCGCGGACGUUCGAGGGUAUUCUGAAGAUGAAUCAGACAAAAACGGUUCAGAUUAUAGACCUUCAGAUUCAGAGUCAACUGAGCUGCAAUCGACUCGUCAUGUCAGGCGGCGUUUGUCGAGGAGGGUGCGAGUGGGCACGUCGAAGAACGCAGAUGUGGUGAAAAGCCUCAAGAAACACCGUCAGCGGCUCUCUGAGAAGUCGUUGGCUGAUCGUCUACUCACAGCUGCCGUUCUUUCUCAUGUCGAGAUUGGCCCUGCUCAUGCUGACGACGAACAGAGCACGCAUAUACGCGGCCGUCCUCCACUCAAAUUCAUUCGCGUAGACCGUGUCUCUUCUCCCGCUUCGAUCGCUAACGCUCGGCGAGGAAAUGUCGUAGAUCCCCGCAGGGUCGCCCCGUUCCACGAUGUUGCCUUCUCCUUCGCAGGCACAAGUUCUCCUCAGUUCCGAGACUCGGUCCGCAAACCGAUCACAAAAUGGCGACCCACUGCAUCCAUGACGCCCACUGGAUACGCUAUGAGUUCCCGCCGUGGCAAGGGUGCAACAGGAGGAUCCUCCUACCAACUCGGGCGCUAUGACGUCAUUCCUCUAGUUUUUGUUCCGCUUCCCGAACACGAAGCUGGGUUUAACGUGACAUUCUCCGAGUGGCGUGCUCAUCCAGACUGCGCAAAUAACAGAUGUCGGAACACCCAGCUUUCAGGGAAUGCUGAGUAUCCUCCGUUACCCUUCGUACCGCCUGUGCAGGUUGUGCCGAACGAGCAUCCUCAGUACUCUCGAGGUCUUGAGGAUAGCCCACAACUGCCGCUGCAGAAACAAGUUGCUUUCUCAUCCCCUGCUUUCUCUAGUCCCUUUCGUCACAGUCGGUCUACGGAGCCAUUCUCUUCGGCCGACGACCCUGUUCUCUCAGAUGAAGAUGUUCGAAGUGCUGCGCCUAGUGAAGCAUCGCUUUCGGCUUUGAGGAACAAGCACAGUACUCACGCAGCCACUUCUCCUUCUGUAUCCUCUGCUACUGCCACCCCUCUUGUUCUUGCGAACUGUUUGCAGUCCGCUUAUCCUACAACUCAACUCUCGCCCAUCGCUUUUGCUGCUGCUAGCUCGCCUCUCGAUGAUUUACCAACUCGAAGUCCUACCUUGAGAGCAUCACAUGCUGCAGACACUCGAGGCUCUUUCCGAAUGCCUCUAUCUGCUACGCGCAGCAAUCUUUUGGAAGCCAAGCAAAUUCCAUCAACUGUCACAGUACCCAAGAAUCUGAAACCUCUCAAGCCGCUCUUCUCCUUUUUUGAUGACUUCUUGAAGACUGCCCGCGCUGUCACAGCUGCAGCCAAUGCCCAAUGCAAUGACGCGUCAGUUACUGGUUCUGCUCCCUCCUCCCGUCUUCCUGCAUCCGCCAAGCGGCUCCCCUCAGAUAGAGGACCUAUGAUGGUGCGGCUUCAUCGGGACUCUGCCGCCCAAGCGCGCCUGAAGCUCGAUGUGCUCACGGGUGAGGUGCGGCGCACGCCACGUUUGAGUGGAAGAGUCCGCAAACGUCCGUCUGCAUCUGUGUUGCGGCGACCACCCACCCCAAAUCUGGACGUGGUCGACCUAUCAUCUUCGUCUUCGAUAGUUGUUUCUGUGGACACACGAUCAUCACUUGCCUCGAGGCCAUCUAUGUCCCCUACUCUCAACCGGAACUCCGCUCGUCUAGCGUCCGUUAAUAUCGCCACUCCCCAGGGCAACUCAUCCGCGUCCUCGGCUUCCUUCGACAUCCUUGCUGCACUCCGACGCACAACAACACAUGUCCUACUACCUCCGACGCCAUGCAGCGCCGUGGCUCGUGCGCCGAUGCCAUAUGCCCUAGCAGACGAGGAGACAUGCGGGGAAGAUGAGUCGGUUGGAUUGGGUCCAACGGUCGAUUUUUUUGGUGGUUUGCGGACGCGUUCGGUUACACCUGAAGAUAUGCCGUAG